Rubroshorea leprosula is the source of this 1823-nucleotide messenger RNA. NCBI's taxonomy places the organism in Eukaryota, Viridiplantae, Streptophyta, Magnoliopsida, Malvales, Dipterocarpaceae. The record is from the annotation of a GenBank genome assembly.
CCCCGGACCUUAGGGCAUACUGUAGUUCCUUUGUGGGCCGUUGUUUGUUUCUCACGAAAGAGAAAGAAAAAAAAUUCUCCUGAUUUUUCCAUACCUUCUUUGGAAGGCAAAGACUGGAUUCUUGUGUAGAUUAUUAGUAUAAAGUCUAACUAAUCUUAUUUUCCCAGACGCCUCCCAAAUUUUCUCGAGAAAAUUUCGGUCUCCUGUAAUGGCUAGUAGGAAGCUGGUUCGCGAUUUGUUACUUGCAAGACGGUCCCUUUGUCUUCAGUUACAAUCUCAACAGGGUUCAAAUGUGAGAUUGAGAUUCCUAUCUGCGAAUGCGAAUCGGUACUCGGGUAAUCGUAGAUUCAGCGUGUUCAAUGAGUUCUCCCAGAAAGUUAAGGGCGAGGCCAAAAGCAAUCCAGAAUUUCAGAAAUCUGUGAAGGAGCUUAAAGAGAAAGCAGACGAGCUUAAAGGGAUCAGAGAAGACCUGAAAGUUAGAACGAAGCAGACAACAGAGCAGCUCUACAAGCACGUGGAUGGCGCGUGGUCGGAGGCUGAAGCUACAGCUAAAAAGGUUUCCACCAACAUGAAAGAGAGAAUCUCUGCUGCUACAGAGGAGGUUAAGGAAACUUUCGGGAUCGGGAAACAAGACUCUUCAGAGUCUAGUAGUGCUUCAUCUGAGAAUGGGGCUGGCACAGAUGAUGGAGAUAAGGCAUCAUCUAGGGAAGAGGAGCAAAAACAGUCUGGCUCUACUGAUACUGCUGAAACUUUGUUUGGAAAAAUUAAGACUAGCAUUUCUUCUCCUAAGAUCUUCCAAAAGUUGAGGGAAGUAAAGGUCAUUGACUUAGCAAAGAAGGGGUAUGAUGUUGUUAAGGAUGAGUUAAGCAGUACUCCAAAUAAGAGAAAGCACCUGGAGUAUACUCCUCCCCCGUCAAUGGGUGAAAGAAGUGCCAGAACUGAUAUUGUUGUUUUACCCUCACGGCAAUCCCGCUGGAGUAAAAAGUGGGAGGCCUUUAAGGAGAAGAUGCAAGGUAAUCCCUUAUUCAAGCGUGCUAGUGGGCUUAGUGAACCAGUUGUGACGAAGGGCCAAGAGAUUGCAGAGGAUAUGCGAGAGAGAUGGGAGACCAGUGACAACCCCAUUGUUCACAAAAUUCAAGACAUCAAUGAGAGUAUCUUUCAAGAAACGGAUGCCGCAACAUCAUUCAAAGAAAUACACCGUCGGGAUCCUUCUUUCUCUUUACCGGAGUUUGUGGCAGAGGUUCAGGAAGCAAUCAAGCCUGUGCUUAAUGCUUACAUGAAGGGAGAUGUCGAGACCUUGAAGAACUAUUGUAGCCCUGAAGUUAUUGAAAGGUGUAAAGCAGAGCAUAAUGCCUAUCAAAGCCAUGGUAUAUUUUUUGAUAACAAGAUUCUCCAUAUUUCUGAUGUAGAAGUUAGAGAGACCAAAAUGAUGGGAACCUCCCCCAUCAUUAUAGUGGCGUUCCAAACACAACAAGUCUACUGUGUGCGUGAUAGAGAAGGUUCAAUAAAAGAAGGUGGGAAGGACACAAUCCACACCGUAUAUUAUGCUUGGGCCAUGCAACAAGUGGAUGCGGAAGAACUCGGAGAAGGUGCGCUUUAUCCAAUAUGGAAGCUUAGAGAAAUGCAACAAAUGGGUGUGCAAGCCCUUAUCUAGACUUUCAAUGUCCGGAGCCCAUCUUGUUAGUGGGUUGUAUGUUUUCAAUAUUACUUAUGUUUAUUAUUUAUGUUAAGUUGCUCCUUUUUUGUUAGUUCUUCUCGAAAAUUGUAGCUGAUAUACAAUUUUUUUUAAAAUUGUUUUAGUGAAAUAAAGAAAUAUUCCGCCA